This is a messenger RNA of Puccinia graminis f. sp. tritici CRL 75-36-700-3, 3338 nucleotides long. RefSeq lists its product as hypothetical. The record is from RefSeq and is a predicted model, not a curated record. Lineage: Eukaryota; Fungi; Basidiomycota; Pucciniomycetes; Pucciniales; Pucciniaceae. Gene Ontology annotation, cellular component: ribonucleoprotein complex. The transcript has 6 exons. Gene Ontology annotation, molecular function: RNA binding. The coding region runs from base 521 to 2668 and encodes 715 amino acids.
AAAAAAAUAUUAAAAUCCAAAAAACUCGCAAAAAAAAACUAACAAAAACUAAACAAAAACCUAAAAAAACAACAACAUAACAUAACAUAAACCCAAUAUAACAACCAACACAACCCUACCCUCACUCCUUCUCCUCCAGAAGCCACCCCCCUCUUCAGACCAAGUUUGACUUUCUUUUUUUUGUUCCCCCUAUAAAAUCGAAAUCUUACUCUUCUCUCGCCGUCUUCUCUCUCGACUACCCGCUUUCUUGAAGAAGACCGCAGAACAAAACAAACCAACAAAAAAAAACAACAGAAAAACCACAAAAACCCUCCAAAAAAUCAACACCACCAGUCUAUCCAACAACCGACUCGAUCCCAUCCCAGUCCGUUGUUGACCUCUGCUUCUCCCUCCCCCCCGAAGCAAAUCAGACUAUCAAAUUUCGAUCGGAAAAUCUCUUCCUCGCAAAAAGGAACUUGAUCCGGUAGAUCUUUUCGUAAAAACCAAAAAAAAAAGUCGAACUCCUUUGACUCGUGUUGCCAUGUCUUCUGCCGUUGCUGCCGCUGUUGCUCCGAGUGAAAUGCCUGGCUCCGUAAAAGAUACCAGUGCCCCAGUUGUUCAAAACAAUGAGGUACCGGUGGCCACCAAUCCGUCCGUCGAACCCACUCCUGCCGGAGCCCCCGCAGCCAACCCGGCUGCUGCUGCCCCCGCCGUCCCGGUCCAGAACACCUCUGUCCCCUCGUCGAUCGCUACGACUACUCCAAACGCCAGUCCAGCCAGCCAACCCAAUACCUCCCUCUAUGUUGGGGAGUUGGACCCAACGGUCACCGAAGCGAUGCUCUACGAGAUCUUCAGUAUGAUCGGACCUGUUGCCAGCAUCCGUGUUUGCCGUGAUGCAGUCACUCGUCGUUCGCUGGGAUAUGCUUAUGUGAACUAUCUCAAUGCAGCCGAUGCCGAACGUGCCCUCGAGCAGCUAAACUACUCGCUCAUCAAGAAUAAGGCUUGUCGGAUCAUGUGGUCGCAACGUGACCCUUCCUUGCGCAAGACCGGUCAAGGUAAUAUCUUCAUCAAGAACCUUGACGAGACGAUCGACAACAAGGCCUUGCACGACACCUUUGCAGCCUUUGGUGACAUUCUCUCCUGCAAGGUUGCCACCGAUGAACAUGGUGCCUCGAAGGGCUACGGCUUCGUGCACUACGUGACCGGAGAAUCCGCCGAGGCCGCGAUCAAGGGCGUCAACGGGAUGCAAUUGAACGACAAGGUGGUUUUCGUUGGGAUCCACGUACCCCGACGGGACCGACAGGCCAAGAUCGAUGAGGUCCGAUCGCAAUUCACCAACCUCUACAUCAAAAAUUUGCCGACUGAAACCACAACCGAAGAGCUCAACGAGGUCUUUGGAAAAUUCGGUCCGAUCACCUCGGCUGCAGUUCAGUCGGACGAACAUGGCAAGCACCGUGGUUUCGGUUUUGUCAACUACGAAAACCACGAAUCUGCGAGCAAGGCCGUCGAUGCGUUACAUGACAAGGAUUACAAGGGUAAUGUCUUGUACGUCGCAAGGGCCCAGAAGCGGACAGAGCGAGAUGCCGAGCUCAAGAAGGCACACGAACAGCAGAAAUACGAGACGACCCUAAAAUAUCAAGGCGUGAAUCUUUACGUCAAAAAUCUUGAUGACGAAUAUGACGACGAGAAGUUACAAAACGAAUUUACGCCAUUCGGUACGAUUACAUCCUGUAAGGUUAUGAAGGACGAGAAAGGAACCUCCAAAGGUUUCGGUUUCGUCUGUUUCUCUUCGCCCGAUGAAGCCACCAAAGCCGUGGCCGAAAUGAACGGCAAGAUGUUGGGCUCGAAGCCCUUGUAUGUAUCGCUAGCCCAACGAAAAGAAGUCAGGAAACAGCAGUUGGAGGCACAAAUGUCACAACGCUCACAGAUGCGCAGUCAGCAAAUUGCCGCUGCCGGUAUCCCCGGUGCUCCUUAUGGUGCGCCACCCAACCCGAUGUACUUUGGCGGUGCAGCGGCUUAUCCACCACAUGGUGGCCGAGGGAUGAUGUACCCGCCGAACGGAAUGCCCGCCGGCAUGCCACCUCGACCUCGAUACGCACCCCCGGGACAGAUGGCGCCGAUGGGAAUGCCCGGUGGCGCACCAUACCCCCCUCAUCCUCAGGACUACCCGGGCUACCCCGUCGGUGGACCUGUGCCUCCAGUCGGUGGGAUGAGAGGUAUACCCGGCCCUCCCGCCCAUCUCGGUGGCCCUAACCCUCCCAACUUCCGAGGUGGCAACGGUGCACCCAUCCCUCCGAUGAACGGUCGUGGCUCCGCCCCUAGCACUAACGGGCCUGGCUCCAUGCGUGGCGCUCCUCCCCAAAGUCGUGAUGGCUAUGCUCCCUCGUCUCUUUCCGGUCGAGCGGUCAGUCAUCGGGUCUCAGAUAUCGCCCCUGUCGGUCUGAGUCCUGCGGCUCUGGCCAAAGCCAGUCCAGCCGAGCAAAAACAAAUGCUUGGUGAAGCACUUUACCCCCAAAUCGCCGAGAAACAACCCGAGAAGGCUGGGAAGAUCACCGGAAUGAUUCUGGAGAUCGAGAAUGCGGAGUUGAUUCAUUUGCUCGAGAAUCGACCGGCAUUGGAUGCUAAGGUCCAAGAAGCCGUUCAAGUCUUGGAUGAGUAUGAACGUAAAGACGCGAAAGGAGAAUUUUAAGUUUAAUUUUACAUUCUCUUGAAUCCCAAAACAAAACCCCACCCACCAAAUUUUAAGAAAAAAGUAAUCACGCAAUGGGGAAAGUGAGAGAUGAUGAUAAUAUAAUAAAAAAGAAGAAGAAGAAGAUGUAAUGGACGCUCCUCCGUCUCCAGUUCCGUAAUAGAGUCGCUUCUUUUUUUUCGUUCAAUUUAGACUAUGUGAAUCGAUCGAUCGUUAGGUGUUUGUUCACUCACCCGUCCCCCCCUCCUCCUCCUCAUCCUCCACCACACUUACCCUUACAUCCUAUCCUUCUUAUCCCCUCGAUCUUCCCCUUAGACUUUUACACCUCCCCGCUAUCUUCUUCUACCCUUGAUCUUCUUCUUCUUCUUCUUCUUCCUCAUCAUCAUCUUUUUCUUCUUUUGUCUGGGAAGCUUAUCAAGGGGUUUUGUCCGAAACUCUUUCUUUUGUUUCUUUCUCUCCUCCCCUCUCCUCCCCCCCUUUUUUUUCUUUGGUUUCUUUUUGCGUUUUUUUUUUUUUAGAUUGUUUUUUGUUUUCUUCUUUUUAUAUAGUUAAUCAAUUCAUUCAAUUCACUUUUUUCUCUUCUUUUUUUUUGGUUGGUGGGCUUUUUUUUUGGAGUGGGUGAGGCUGGGGGUUAUGGAAUCAUCUGUGCAUGGGACUUGUGGGUUUUGAG